UUUUGAUUUGGAGAUCAGCAGCAACUUGGAGAGACAGGAGACACUUGGGAUUUGCUGCUGCAGGCAGUCCUUGCCGGGCUACCCCGACAGCCGCGCGGCGUUUGCUGCAGCAGCAGCAAGGGACGCGCUGCUGCUGCGCUGCUGCUGCUGGACCGGUUUCGCCUUUGCUGCUGAAGCAGACCGCCGCUUCCUCUGGAACGACCAUCUCCUCCAGGACUGGAGACGAUCCCAACUCGAUCCCAGGUGGACGGUCCCCCUCAUCCAAGGCUACGUAGGCUACGCGCGCAUAGAGCGUCUGCAGUCUCGAGCGCCCCCAGCAGCAGCAGCAGCAGCAGCUGCUGCUGCUGCUGCUCCUGCUGCUGCUGCUGCUGGGCGUGUUGCUGCUCUUGAGCUGCUGCUGAUUGCCCGCAGAAGCUGCAGAAGAGGAGGGACUCGAUAUAACGCCAGAGGCAUUGAUGAUGAUGGCAAUGUGGCGAACUUCGCUGAAAGCGAGCAGCGGGUGCGGCUGCUGCAGCUGAACGUACACUGCAAGUGCAGCAGCAGCAGCAGCAGCAGCAGCAGCGGCGGCGGCGUGCUGCUGUACGACUACGUGUCUCCUGCUGCUUCCCCGGCGGGUUCCCCAGCAGCGUCGCCCUUGCCCCCAGCAGCAGCAGCAGCAGCAGCGCCAGCAGCAGCAGCAGCAGCAGCAGCAGCAGCAAGCCCGCUUGUCUGCAGCAGCGGCUGCUGCUUCGGCCACUGGGCUGCGCUGCUGCAGGUCAGGGGAUCCGUUCCCCUUUUUUGGGGCCAAAAGGGUUUAGCAGCAACAGCAACUCUCAGCAGGAAUGCACUUUUGACUGCAAACGCUUUCGAAAAACACAUUCACAUGCUGCAGCGGCGCUACGGGGGCGAGGCGGUGCUAGUGAAUCUGCUGAGCAGCAGCAAAGAACAAGAAGCAAAACUUACUGCUGCGCUGCAGCAGCAGCUGCUGCUGUUUGCGGAAGAACACCCGGGCCUCAAACCCCCUCCCCUUUUCCUCUACGACUUCCACUCCAAGAUGAAGGCUAAGGCCUACGAGGCGGCGUUGGGGGACUUUGUGCAGGGGGAGCUGCUGAGUGCUGCAGCAGCAAUUGGUUUCUACUGCAGCCCCUGUGCUGCAGCAGCAGCAGGAGAAGCAGCAGCAGCAGCAGCAGCAAGGAAGCAGCGGGGGGUGCUGCGCACCAACUGCCUCGACUGCCUGGACAGAACAAACGUCUUUCAGUGGUUUUUUUGUUGGUUUUGGCUGACGCAGCUGCUGCGGGAGAGCCGCUUUGACGCCUUCCUACUGCCGGUCAAACCCUGCAAUUUGUUGACCGUCUCCUCCGCCCCUCUGGGCUUCGGCCCCUGGCUGAGGGGCCCCGGGGGCCCCUCAGGGUCUCUUGUAACUUUAGUUUUAGGAGACACGGGGGCCCCCCCGCAGCAGCAGCAGCAGCAGCAGCAGCAGCAGCAGCGGCAGCGGCAGCAGAGGAGCGGCUCGGGCGCCGCUAGCGGGGCGCACGCGGCGACGGCGUCCGCAGCAGCAGCAGCAGCAGCAGCAGCAGCAGCAGCAGCAGCAGCACUCAGCAGCAGCUUCAGCCGCGUCGAAGAAAGCAGCCGCCAGGUGUACAGACACCGCAGCAAUGCAGCAGAAGCAUCACAAGAAGAAAUUUCUGUCCUUAGAGAUGUUGUCAAAAAACUGUGGGCAGACCAGGGAGACAGCAUCAGCAUGCACUACACAGGCACUGGCUCCGUCUUGUCCUCCCAAAUCAAACAAGGAGGCCGCAGCACAUUCGCCUCCAACGUGGACCACGCCCUCAAGUCCCUCGGGAGGUUCUACCACAACACUUUCGAAGAUGCUUUUCGACAAGAGUGUUUAAAUUUGCUGCUGGGGCAGCAUCGCCUUUCGCAGCAGCAGCAGCAGCAGCAGCAGCAGCAGCAGCAGCAGCAGCGGCGGCAGCGGCGGGCGAGCGGCUCCGGCGCUGCCGACGCAGCGGGGCGCCUGCCGCCUCCCCUACCGCCCCCGGCAAGCAGCAGCAGCAGCAGCAGCAGCAGCAGCAGCAGCAGCAGCAGCUUGCCGCUGCGGGUGUGGGUGGGGACUUGGAACUUAGCAGCAGGAGACACUUACGAGUGGGACAGCAUCGAAGACUGGAUUUCUUCUGUCCCCCAAAAGCCAGACAUUUUUGUCUUUUGUGUUCAAGAAUUAGUGGAGCUGAAAGGCCUGCGGGUGCUGAUGAGUUUAAAAGACAGAGACAAAGAAAGUCGAUUGGCAAUAAAAGCAGCAGCAGGACUGCAUGCGUUUUCUUUGACAGCAGCAGAUCCUGCUUUUGUUGCUGCUCGCAACAAACUCAUCAGCAGGAGCACGCAGCAGCUAGCCAGAAGCAGCAGCAUCUGCAGCAGCGACGGGGGCCCCUGGGCCCUGGGGGCCCCCCUGGACCCUCCGCAGUCCUACAGCCGAAGCAGCAGCGGCAACCAGCAGCAGCAGCAGCAGCAGCAGGCCUACAGCAGCGUUGCAUUCUGCUGCAGCAGCAGCCCAACUAGCGAGCCCUCUGCUGCUGCUGCUGCUGCUGCGACUCCAACUGCUGCUGCUGCUGCUGCAGAUGUGGAUGGAACAACAGUUAAAGUUGGAAUGAAAGGCAACGCAGGCAACAAAGGGGCAGUUGGAGUGCGUUUGCGUUUGGGGCUUUUGGAGUUUUGUUUUCUUAAUGUCCACUUGGCUUGUGGGGUUUCGGGGGCCCAAGAAAGGCAGCAGCAGCUGCAGCAAGUGCUGCAGCAGGCCUUCCAGGGGGGCCCCGGGCGGUGGCCGCUGCCACUGCAGCACGACUUUUUGUUUAUUGGAGGAGAUUUUAAUUUUCGAUUAAAUUGUCCCCACCAAGAAGUGCUGCAACUGCUGACGCAGGGCAAUCUUUCGCAGCUUCUCGCUCACGACCAGUUCCGCGCUGCUGCACGUUCGGGUGUCUCUACAUUUGCGUCUCUUUCGGAAGCUCCAAUAUCAUUUCCUCCAACUUACAAAUUCAAAAAAAAUAAUCAAAUUUAUGAUUUAAAAAGAACUCCCGCAUGGUGUGACAGAGUGCUGUAUGGUGGCCGCCUUGUGCCCCCCCGCAGCAGCAGCAGCAGCAGCAGCAGCAGCAGCAGCAGCCCUGUGCGCUGCCUUUCCUACACCCACCACGACCGCUACUUCUCUUCUGACCACAAACCUGUCUCUGCUGUUUUUGAUGUUUAUUUGCCAGCAGCAAAGUUGCUGGGGGUGUCUCCAAACAGCAGCAGCAGCAGCAGCUGCUGCAGCGGCGGCAGGGUGUGGCAGGAGGAGCUGCAGCAGCCCGCUGCUGCUGCUGCCGCGGCACAGUCCUCCCGGGCCGCAGCCGAGCUCAUGCAGCAGCAGCUGCUGCAGCAGCAGCUGCAGCAGCAACUGCAGCAGCAGCAGCAGCAGGAGGAGAGAGACAGCCAGCGUCCAGUGUCUCCUUUUGCUGCUCUCGACUUGCUGGGGGGCGCAGCGCCGCCGCUGCUGCCAACCGACAGCAGCAGCAGAAGCUGCAAAGAAUUUAAUAGAGAUUUUAAUGAAGAGACAAACUAUAGGAGCUGGCAGCAGCAGCAAACGUGGCAGCACCAGCAGCAGCAGCAGCAAGGAGACGUUCCUGCCUUGCGAGCACUCGAGGCCAACCUCCUUAGCCUCCCCGCUUCCCCGAGGGAGCAGCAAAGCACAUCUGCUGCUGCUGCUGCUGCUGCAGGAGAGGAACUUGGCGCUGCAGACGCUGGCGCGUCAGCAGCAGCAGCAAGAGCAGCUAGCAGCAGCAGCAGCAUGGGGGCCCCCGGGAACGCCCUAGAUGAACUUGACGCCCUCCUCAGCACCAUCAGCCUGCAGCAGCAGCAGCAGCAGCACCAGCACCAGCAGCAGCAGCAGCAGCAGCUGGCGCCGGAGUGGUCCUUGCUUGACUUUUCGCAGCCUCCCAGUUUUGAAUCGCUGCAACUGCAGCAAGAGCCAGCAGCAGCAACAGCAGCUGUAACGCCUGCAGCAGCAGCACUAGCAGCACCAGCAGCAACGCCAGCAGCACCAGCAGCAAGCGAAGGCGUGGGCCUGACUGACAUUCUGCUGUAA
Molecule: messenger RNA, 4087 nt
Organism: Eimeria tenella
Lineage: Eukaryota; Apicomplexa; Conoidasida; Eucoccidiorida; Eimeriidae
Product: endonuclease/exonuclease/phosphatase domain-containing protein, putative
Exons: 15
Biological process (GO): phosphatidylinositol dephosphorylation
Molecular function (GO): phosphatase activity
Source: RefSeq, a predicted model, not a curated record